CGUUUAGGCGCGCGCGACUGCCGAGCACGAGCAUAUUGUUUUCGCAGUGCCUCCGCAUGUCUCCGUGCACGGUUCCGUUCCUUCCUGGAGCGCAUGCGUUUCUGAUCUACGAGCGCGGAAUUGGCGUACGCAGUCCGCAUGUGCUUAGAGAAAAUUGAUAUCCAAGAAAAGGAUUACACCUGCAGGACAUGGUUUUAUUCAAUACAGUACAGCUUUCUGAUCAACAUACCAAGACAUAAAAUAACCACAUACAAAAGCAGUUGGCUAAUUUGUGAUCCAAGAUGCUUUGUGAAAACAGCUUAUCCCGACUAUGGUAAAGUGGAUGUUGAAGACUUCAUUAAAUACUUUGUACUGCAUGCAAUUCAAAGUAAUAAAUACAACAUUUUAUCAGUAUUAGAGAGAGGAAGAUUAGGAGCAUAUCCUAAUCCAGUGAUACUAAUUGGCUUGAGAACUACUAAAAAGGUUCAGGUUAAGUUAAAUCAUGAUUUAACCAUGGUUAAAUAUACACAUCUUGCCAAGUCAUCAUACUUGUAUCUUUUUGUCGUGGUCAGUAGCCAUAUAUAUUUUCCCUGUUAAAUUUCAGCAUGGCAGGUAUGAAUUCAGGGACUAUAUAUCACUGGAUUUCCUUAAAAGAAAGAGGACAAAUGUAAGAUAAGUGAAAAUCAGAAUUGCAUUUUUUUCAAGUGUAAAGAAAUGUUAUUUUAUUUUAGGUUAUUGUUCACUAGAAAUAAUCUUUCAAUGUAAAAAAUGACAAAUUUCCAGCAAAUUUUGGCAAUGUACAAAGACCUGUUCAGAGCUCUAACUUUAAGUUCUCAGUUAUGCAGCUCUCACAGCUCUGCAGUAGCACAUCUACUAUUGCUUAUUAAUACUUAAUACAAAUUUCUACUCCAUUUUUCUUGAAUUCCCCUUUUUUUCUUCUGUUGAAUUUUGUCUGAGUCUUGGAAACUGCCUAGAUAAGUCCCUGCAAUUUUCUUUUUUUCAGAAUUGGCUUGCUAAUGCCUUCUAAAGGACUGGCCCAAGGUCACCCAGCCAACUUUGUGCAAAAGUUGGCACUACAACCCCCGGUUUCUAGCUUGAUUCCUUAACUUCACCAAAGGGGCAUGUAGUAGUAUACAAAAAGAAAAAAAACCAAGUUAAAAACAUUGGAUCAAUCUGUUGCUCUUAUUGUCUUUCACGUUGAUUUAUAUCUCAUUUUUCUAUCCAGGGAGCAGGUAAAAAGUUAAAAAAAAAACGUAUUUAAAAAUGCACUCGCUUAUAUUGUGGCCCAACAGUUAUCCAUCAAUGGAAAUUUAUUUCUUUGGAAGUAUAGGUAGUCUUUGACUGACAACAGUUUGUUUAGUGACUGUUCAAUGUUACAUCACUGAAAAAAGUGACUUAUGACAGUUUUUCUCACUUAGCAUCUCCACGGGCAUGUGAUUUACAUUCAGAUGCUUGACAAUUCACAUUUAUGAUGGUUACAGUAUCCUGAAGACAUGGAUUCUCCUUUUGCUACCUGACAAGCAGUCAAUGGGGAAAUCAGAUUCACUUAACAUGUUACUAAUUUAACUGCAGUGAUUCACUUAAUAAAAGUGGCAAGAAAAGUUGUAAAAUGGGGCAAAACUCACUUAAAGGAUUUCUCACUUAACAACAUAAAGUUUGGGCUCAAUUGUGGUCGUAAAUUGAGUACCUAUAUUGGCUUGCCUAAAGCUAUCUUUGGCUGAUCAGUUAAGAGAUAUCUUUUCACCCAGGCAUUUAUAGGAUAACUAUGCUAGAAUCAAGAUCACUUCUUAACUUACUUGACUUGUUUUUUCCCCAAGAAUUUUUAAAUCAAUUUAUUAUUGACAUUGAUAAUGCUUUGUUUUGUAUACUGUCUAAAUUACAAGAGAGAGAAAGGCACUAUGCUUCCUGAAUAGUUUUGUUAGAAGAAAAAAAAAUCCCGUGUUACAGCUUCUCACGAAUGCAAGGUACAUGUAUACUUUACAUUAUAAGGUACUUCACUUGUCCUCUGCAACGGAGCUCUUUACUAGUCAAUACAAUAAUUAAAACUCAACAGGUUAAUAUAUGGACUUCGUUAAUCCUUCUUGCGCUUUUUACCAGUAAAGAUUAAAUCGAUGUAAAGCCGAAUAAUAUGGACGGCUGGCAGCAAAAAUGUAAUCAAAUUAGAAGGUGAAAAGAUCAAGGCUGGCGGCCAUUUUGUAAAACGGAUCCAUGUCACUCAGAUAAGAAAAAAAAAAUAACGGCGAGAGAAAGACAACCGUUACUCGCGCGCGGCCGUCUUGGCAUUGGCCAAUCAACUUUAGUCUUUAAAAGAAUGAGCCCUACGGUCACAGCGCUCGCUAGUCCACCCAAUCAGCAGGCGCUACACGUGGGGUCCCUUGUACGAUCCCGCGCACGUCGGGAACGAGGACUACAGCCCCACCCAAUCACUACCUGCCGCCUUCUCCACACCCCUUUUCCCCCUCCCGCUCAGAAACGCUGUGGUGCGGGAGGGGGGAACGCGCGCGCGCGCGCGCAGAAGAAGCCAAUCAGCGUGCGCGCCGAGGAAUCCUCGCGCCGCUGCCUCCUCGCUCUAUUCCCCCUCCCACCUCACUCCCCCCGCCCGCGCGACGUUGCUGUUGCUCCCCACUCGCUCCCCCCUCCCUUCCCGACCCCCCCUCUCGCCGAGCUGAACCCCCUCCCCCGCUCGUUACCGCCGCCAUGGACCCGAGCAACUGGAGCAGCUUCAUCUUCCAGAGUCAUACUCAGAAUCCUCUACAGGUCGGGACUGAAAUCCAGUCAAGAUUUUUUGCUGCUCAGGGCUGUAGUCAAAGUCCCUUCCAGACUGCCACCACAACUGCUCCUCCCCAACAGACAAGUACCCCUGCUGAGUCCCUCCAAGUGGACCUCCUGCCUGUUUUGGCUGCAGCACAAGAAACAGCAGCUGCAGCUGCUGUGGUUGCUGCUGCCACUGCUUCUGCACCAGCUGCUUCCACAGUAGAUACAGCUGCCUUGAAACAGCAGCAGCCUUCUGCCUCCGAAGGUGGGAGUGGGCAGGUAGUGCCACCUACUCAGACCACGCAAGCCCCUACCCCCCAGGCAGCUCCUGCCAACCCACAGGCAGUUGAGGCCCAGAAGAAACCGAAGAGUAAAGGGCCCUACAUUUGCUCCCUGUGUGCUAAAGAAUUCAAGAAUGGCUACAACCUGCGGCGCCAUGAAGCUAUACAUACAGGAGCAAAAGCUUCUCGUGCUGGACCCACAACCAUGAAGAUGCCCACUAUGGUUCCCCUCAGCUUGCUUAGUGUUUCUGCCAUUGGUGGUACAGCCCCAGCAACACCUGCCCCUGCUGAGGGUACUGGAAACACAGCAGGGUCAGGUGCAGGCCUAGUGACCACUACAGCAUCAGGCAAACGUAUCCGGAAGAACCAUGCUUGUGAGAUGUGUGGGAAAGCCUUCCGGGAUGUCUACCAUCUCAAUCGGCAUAAGUUGUCACAUUCAGAUGAGAAGCCCUACCAAUGUCCUGUCUGCCAGCAACGGUUCAAACGGAAGGACCGCAUGAGCUAUCAUGUCCGUUCACAUGAUGGUGCUGUGCACAAGCCGUACAUCUGCAGCCACUGUGGGAAGAGUUUCUCUCGGCCAGAUCAUUUGAACAGCCAUGUUCGACAAGUCCAUUCAACAGAGAGACCCUUCAAAUGUGAGACUUGUGAAGCAGCUUUUGCCACGAAGGAUCGACUACGUGCUCACACAGUCCGUCAUGAGGAAAAGGUGCCAUGUCAUGUGUGUGGAAAGAUGCUGAGUGCUGCCUAUAUCACAGACCAUAUGAAAGUACACAGCCAAGGGCCGAAUCAUGUCUGUGAACUGUGCAACAAAGGUACGGGUGAGGUCUGCCCCCUCGCUGCAGCCGUCUCAGCUCCACCUCCAGCCGCCGUCACGGUGCUGCCCAUGGAGGGAGCUUCGGUUGUGAGCCAAGCCCUCCCCACACAGCCCUGGUGAUUUCUGGGAGUGGGGAGACAGAAGCCAACCCUCCCAGUCCCGUCCCUCUCCCUCAUUGGCAGCUGGAGCCUUCAAGCCCAGAUGGAUAGUCAUUGGCCAUAUAUGGGUUUCUAAUGUAAUGGCAGUUUCAUUCAUUCUCUUCCCCUGCCUGUGCUCAUAAAAUAGUGGAGCUGGGAAAGCAUCUGCUCAGCCAAUGAAGCAACUCUUAUUCAGAGGGCCAUGAAAGGACUUCGUGGAUUUUGAGAGCACCCUCAUUUUAUUGACUCCCUUACUCUAUUACUAUUAACUUGUGGCUCUCAGAACAGUCCUGGAAAUACAUUCAUUUCUGUUGUCCAUGGUCUAAGCCAAAUAAUGAUAAUCUUUAUCAAAGUAGAUCUUGCUUAUUCCAGCAAUGCCCCCUGUUGCCCCCAAAUGAACUAUACAAAAAGAGUGAGACAAUGAGACAGAAUGACUUAGUAAGCUCAGCUCACAGACCAAGGGGGAUUGAAGACUGGAAUAGUUGUGGGAUGUAGUAUAAGCAACAUUGCAGGAGAAGGAGUACUGAGUUAGAAAUAAUGGGUUGGUUGAGGGAUUGACAAAACUUGGGGAACCUACAGAGAAGUUAGAAGGGGGUGCAGGUUGGGAUUUCACAGCAUGUUGGGUGCCUUGUGCUCAUGGCUGAGGUUGUGGGGGCUGCAGUGAGAUGAGAUGGAGAAGGGCUGUACUUCUUUCUCCGUGGCUUCAGUGUGGAGUGUUCUCCAUUUCCGUGCUGAGAAUCUGCUCUGAAUUCCCCUCCUUGCCCAGCGCCUCAUUCUUCCAUGGUGUCUUUUAAUGCUCCAUUUCCUCAGCUUCUCUUGUGAUUUGUGUUCCAAGCGCAUCAGCCCUUCGCACCAAGCAUUGAUGCCCCACCUGCUGAACACCUCCCUUGUUGCAUGCAACCCCCACAGUUCGGGGUUAGAGUCUCUCGCUUUUUUGUAUUAUAUAUAUUAAAAAAAAUCCCCUGACAUUUAAAAUAACCCUCCUUUGUGGGUUUUUUUGUUGUUAACACAAAUGUAAUGAAGCUGUGUCUACCUAUAUCCACUCUCCCUGUUCCUUCUCUUAUAAGCUCCUCCCCCUCCCCAUCCUUUCCUCUUCUGUGAGCCCUUUCUGGAUCUGUGUCUCAGCAGCAAAAGAUUUUAGUAAAACAAUUGAAGGGAAAAAAUCCA
Crotalus tigris (Tiger rattlesnake) is the source of this 5132-nucleotide messenger RNA. RefSeq names its product MYC associated zinc finger protein (gene MAZ). Gene Ontology annotation, biological process: regulation of transcription by RNA polymerase II. The record is from RefSeq and is a predicted model, not a curated record. NCBI's taxonomy places the organism in Eukaryota, Metazoa, Chordata, Lepidosauria, Squamata, Viperidae. The coding region runs from base 2677 to 3948 and encodes 423 amino acids. Gene Ontology annotation, molecular function: DNA-binding transcription activator activity, RNA polymerase II-specific; RNA polymerase II cis-regulatory region sequence-specific DNA binding. The transcript has 7 exons. Gene Ontology annotation, cellular component: nucleus.